Molecule: messenger RNA, 923 nt
Organism: Toxotes jaculatrix (banded archerfish)
Lineage: Eukaryota; Metazoa; Chordata; Actinopteri; Toxotidae
Gene: mrpl27
Product: mitochondrial ribosomal protein L27
Exons: 4
Coding region: 29-472 (147 amino acids)
Biological process (GO): translation
Cellular component (GO): mitochondrial large ribosomal subunit; ribosome
Molecular function (GO): structural constituent of ribosome
Source: RefSeq, a predicted model, not a curated record
GACGUUAACGCAAGUGAUACCGUUCAAGAUGGCAGCGCUGGCGUCCUUGAUGCUGAAGUCCCGAGCAGGUCUGUUGGCGCCUGGUCAGUCCUUUAUACUGGACUCUGUCAGGUUUGCAUCAAAGAAGUCUGGUACCAGCUGCAAGAACGUUGGAGGACACAGCCCUGGUCGGAGAUACGGCUUCAAGAAACAGGAUGGAAACUUUGUCCAUGCUGGUAAUAUCCUUGCAACGCAGAGAAAGAUGAGGUAUCACCCAGGAGCACAUGUGGGGAUGGGAACCAACAAGACUCUCUUUGCUAUGGAGGACGGCUACGUCAGGUUCACCAAGGAGGUCUUUAUCCCUGUACCACGCAGCCGGCUGUCCUCACGGAUCAUCCCUAAACUGCCAAAAGGAGCUGUGCUCUACAAGACCUUUGUCAAUGUCCUGCCACUUAAACAGGAGGGAAAGUUUAAACUGGUAGACAUGGUCUAAAACUGACUAGACCGGACUGGAAUGUUAUUCUUUUUUGUGUAUUCCUUUGGCAGUCACAAUCAAUAAGGAUUUAUUUUGGUGGACUGGCAUCACAUGCACCCUGGAGGAUUUUGGCAGCUUGGGCUUCUAUAUUUGACUGAUAUUAGAUGGUUUGAUUAAUCUUAGGCAGAGACGGGCAGUGAAACCAGCUGUAACACUGAAUAAAAACAGUGCCGACUCAGUCCUUGGCUGCCUAUGAAACACUUACAGUAUCUAACAGAAUUUCAGGUCUCACACAUGAAUCUACAGUUGAUUUGGGCAAAACUUAAGUUCAUAAAAUGUAUAAUUGGAGAAAAAACAUGCAUCAUAUCAACAGUGGUGAUUCCUGUAUUUAGUAAUAUGUUAAUGUGUUGGAUGAUGUUCACCCAGGACAUACCACCUGUACUGGACAAUAAAAGUUUUAUAUGAGUAA